UUAAUUUACACUCCCUCAGGCCUCAAUCCCUCUCUCUCCCCCACCUGCUCAGUCUUUUUUUUAAUUGAAUUUUGAUUAAAAAUACAAACUUUUAUGUGUGCCUUAAUCAGCUUUCAACUUUACUGCUUUUCCCUUCUUUUAAUUUGAAACCCAUUUCCUUUCUUUCCUUUUCUUGGGGUUUCAAUCCGUUUCUUUUUCCUGUUUUGGGUUUUUCUUCUCCAAUCUGACGCUCAAGAUACAAAAAUGGAGAUUUGGGGUUCUGUGUUUUUGUUUCUCUUGCCAUUUUUCUUGUUACAUGUCUGUUUCAGUAAUGCCCAAAUGCCAGGUUUUGUGAGUCUGGAUUGUGGAGGUAAAUUUAGUCAUACCGAUAUGCUCGGUAUUGAAUGGGUUUCUGAUGACCAAUUCAGAUUUGGACAGAUCGCUAAUCUAUCUAUUCCAGAUGAAACACGACAACAAUACAUGUCGUUAAGAUAUUUUCCUAACGAUGACCAAAAGUACUGCUACACUCUAAAUGUUACAAGCAGGACUAGAUACCUGGUGAGAGCGACUUUCUUAUAUGGAAACUUCGACAACAACAAUGUAUAUCCGAAGUUCGAUGUUUCGAUGGGGGCAACUCCCUGGUCUACCAUUGUUAUCUCGGAUGCUAACACUGUUGAGGUUAUUGAAAUGAUAUUCCUUGCUGCGGAGCCAACAAUAAGUGUGUGUCUGUCAAAUGCUACAACAGGGCAGCCCUUCAUCUCUACGCUUGAGCUUCGACAGUUCAAUGGCUCAAUGUAUAUUACUGAAUUCGAAAAUCAGUAUUACAUGAGUGUAUCUGCCAGAAUUAAUUUUGGCGCCGAUAGUGCUGAUCCUGUGAGGUAUCCCGAUGAUCCAUAUGAUAGAAUAUGGGAAUCUGACUUGUUGAAGAAACCAAAUUAUCUAGUUGAUGUUGCUCCUGGCACUGAGACUAGAUCGACAAAGAGGCCAGUCAAUGUUAGCAAAAAUGAUAAACCACCAGAGAAAGUGAUGCAAACCGCUGUAGUCGGAACAAACGGGACAUUGUCAUAUCGUCUGAAUUUAGAUGGGUUUCCUGGUGGCGGGUGGGCUUUUACAUACUUUGCAGAAAUAGAAGACUUGGGUCCUAAUGAUGUAAGGAAAUUUAAGCUCGAGCUUCCAGAUUCACCUCUGGAUUCUAAAGCAGUUGUCAAUAUCCUUGAAAACGCUCAAGGAAAAGAUACCCUCUAUGAGCCUGGAUUUCAGAACUUGACCCUUCCAUUUGUGUUGUCCUUUGAUUUUGUCAAGACCCCUGAUUCAAACUUGGGGCCUCUGGUGAACGCAAUGGAGAUCAAUAAGUACGUGAAGAAAAAUGUCGGUACAUUGGAUGGAUCUACUAUAAAUACGCUGGUUUCACAUUACUUAUCUGCUGAUUGGGCUCAAGAAGGUGGUGAUCCAUGCCUGCCUGUUCCAUGGUCAUGGUUGAAGUGCAGCUCAGAUCCUCAGCCACUUGUAACUGCUAUUCAUUUAUCCAAGAAAAAUUUGACCGGAGAUAUACCUUCCGAGCUGACGAACUUGAGCGGUUUGAUUGAGUUAUGGCUUGAUGGGAAUUUACUGACCGGAUCGAUUCCUGAUUUUAGAGGCUGCCCAAACUUGAAAAUAAUUCACUUGGAGAACAACCAGUUGACGGGUUCAGUUCCAUCAUCCUUGGGUCAGCUGCAAAAUUUAAGAGAACUGUACUUGCAAAACAAUAAGUUAUCGGGAAAAUGGCCAUCAGACCUUGCUAAAAAUGUUAUUACAAACUUUUCUGGAAAUGUCAAUCUUCGUGAAGCGAACGGUAAGAGUACUCAAGUCGGCAUAAUUGUUGGUUCGACACUUGGUGCAUUUGUGCUUUUUAUAGCAACUAUUGUGUCUUGUUAUUUCUUGGGCAAGGUGAAGAACCCUGAGAAAAGAUGUAAUGACCAAGCCCGUCCUGGAAAUGUCCUGCCAUCUCAGAAGCCACCCUCUCCCUUGGAAAGCACUACUACAGAAGCUGCUCAUUGCUUUACAUUCUCGGAACUUGAAGAAGCUACGAAAGAUUUUGAAAGAAAAAUCGGUUCUGGAGGUUAUGGGGUGGUGUACUAUGGUAAACUAAGAGAUGGAAGAGAAAUUGCUGUCAAAGUUCUUACUAGUAACUCCUUCCAAGGAAAACGGGAAUUCUCAAAUGAGGUGACUCUCCUUUCAAGGAUUCACCACAAAAAUUUGGUGCAAUUUCUAGGAUACUGCCAAGAAGAUGGCAAAAGCAUUCUAGUUUACGAGUUCAUGCACAACGGAACUCUCAAGGAGCAUCUAUAUGGUCCUUUAACGCGAGAGCAUGGUAUAAAUUGGAUCCAACGCCUUGAGAUUGCUGAAGACGCUGCAAGAGGAAUUGAAUAUCUUCACAAUGGCUGUGUGCCGUCAAUCAUACAUCGAGAUUUAAAAACCAGUAACAUUUUAUUGGACAAGAACAUGAGGGCUAAAGUUUCAGAUUUUGGUCUCUCAAAACUUGCCGUAGAUGGAGCUUCGCACGUAUCGAGCAUUGUCCGAGGCACUGUGGGAUAUCUCGAUCCCGAGUAUUAUAUCUCACAGCAGUUGACCGACAAAAGCGAUGUGUAUAGCUUUGGUGUCAUUCUGCUGGAGCUAAUAUCAGGGCAGGAAGCGAUAUCUAAUGUAAACUUUGGUGCUAACUGCCGGAACAUAGUUCAAUGGGCGAAGCUGCACAUUGAGAGCGGAGACAUUCAAGGAAUAAUUGAUCCCUCUCUUCGAGAUGAAUAUGACAUACAAUCAAUGUGGAAGAUAGCGGAGAAGGCUCUUAUGUGCGUCCAAGCACACGGCCAUAUGAGACCUUCAAUAUCUGAAGUACUUAAAGAAAUUCAAGACGCUAUCAUGAUUCAGAAGGAAGCUCAAGGAAUUAGAGAAGGCAACUCCGAUAAUAUCUCUCGACACUCCUUGCAUUCUUCCAUCCAAAUGGGCUCCUUGGCUCCGACUGAUAGUCAGUUGGCUAUAGACGAUUCCAUUUCUACGCCUUUACCGCGAUAGAUUUUCUUAUUACUCUUCUUUUGAUUCUUUUUUGGGUAUAUUCUUCUCUAUGGUUCAAAAUUUUGCUUAGACUAGAGAUCGAUAAGAUUUCAGUGCACGUCUUUAAUGCAAACAAGGGUUCUAACGUUAGGUUGUAAAUCGUUUAGGUAUGGACGUUUUUGUGAAGUAGGUUUGUGCUUAACUUUGUGCAUAUACCCUCUUCCGCAAUGCGGUUACAAGUGUGUAUUGUUGAAGUUUACGCAAUUCAUUGAAAAUAGGCAUACCAAUAGCAAGGUUGAAUAGGUUUUCAUUUCGCCGAAAGUAGGUCUCAAACAGCAAAGAUUGUAACUUGUAAACGUAGUACUUUACAUGAUGCUCUUAA
Messenger RNA from Amaranthus tricolor (Joseph's coat), 3391 nucleotides. RefSeq names its product probable LRR receptor-like serine/threonine-protein kinase At1g67720. NCBI's taxonomy places the organism in Eukaryota, Viridiplantae, Streptophyta, Magnoliopsida, Caryophyllales, Amaranthaceae. Gene Ontology annotation, molecular function: protein kinase activity; protein binding; ATP binding. The record is from RefSeq and is a predicted model, not a curated record. Gene Ontology annotation, biological process: protein phosphorylation. Bases 244 to 3030 code for a protein of 928 amino acids. The transcript is spliced from 15 exons.